AUGACAGAAAAUCCCCUUUCAAUCUCAACGCAGAUCGCGACUCCGGUUCAGACCGCCCUGAAUUCUAAUUCUGCGAUCUCUGCCAACGAUGCGCCGAACGCUGCCGACUUCGUAGAUGAUGAGCCAUACACGAUCAAGUGUAUUUGUGACUACAAUGACGACGAUGGAAACACGAUUUACUGCGAGACGUGCGAUACAUGGCAGCAUAUCGAGUGCUUCUAUCCUGGCCGAGUUGCCGAUGCCUCGAAAGCCGAAUUCGACCACUCCUGUGCCGACUGCAAACCGCGACCGCUCGAUAGACGGCAUGCGACCGAACGCCAACGGAGUCAAAGACAGAACAAAGCAGCCAACGACAGCGAUAGGAAAACCAAGCGACCCCCAUCGAAGAGUCACAAGAAGAAGUCGAAGCCGUCUGACCUUCAACUAAAUGGUUAUCACGACCACGAUGACCCCAAGAAUGGGAGCCCUCAAGAUCACCAUUCACAUUCAAAGAAAACGAAAGGCCAUCACCGAUCGAAUCAAUCCAUCAGCUCACAGAGCAAACGCAGCCCCCCUCUUAAUGCACGUCCUCCAUCAAACGCUCAUCCGCCAAGUCCGGCAAAUACCCCGCCAGACUUGCCACCUCACGUCCAGAUCCACUCCUACUCGGAUUACUUUCGAUCACUUUACGAUGAUGAUGAAACCUUCCAAACAUCGCAAACCAACUCUUUUGCGAGCCUACCGGUCACAAAUUCAUUAUCGCUAUGGCUUCAUGAUCCAGAGAAGCUGCGCGAGGAUGCCGGUGUCAACGACAAGGCAGAUGUCUUCCAGAAUCUUGUAGUGCCCGUCGAUAUGCUGAAGUGGCCUGAACUGCGAGUCGAACGAAAAGAUGUUACAAUCAAUGAUGAAAAUCUCCACUGGCGCUUCCUAAUUACCCCAACGCACCUCAGUCAGUCAGGUCGGAUUGGAGAGCUCAAUGGCGUCGUUGGUUUCCAGAAGGACUACUGCAAUGAUGAUAUGAACAAGUGGCAGGAAACAGCUCACCCAAGGCCCUUCGUCUUCUUCCACCCUCGUCUGCCUCUAUUCAUCGACACUCGUCAGGAAGGAUCUACAUGCCGCUACGUACGACGAAGCUGUCGCGCGAACACUGUCUUGGAGACCUUCAUUGCCAGUGGUUCAGAAUACCACUUCUGGUUGAUCAGCGAACGUCCACUUUCAGCCAACGAACAGAUUACGAUUCCUUGGGAUUUCCGAUUUCCAUCUCAUUCACGCUCACGGUUCCUACAUCUGCUGAAUCUAGGAGAUGACGAUGGGGCGCCUCUUGAUGUGGCCGAUAUCACGGAUGAGGAAUACGAGCACCUGACCGCUAUGAUUUACCAAGUCCUUUCAGAUCAUGGUGGCUGUGCAUGCGAUCUCGGUCCAGACUGCGCGUUUGCUCGAUUCCAUCGAAACUACUACGGCAGGGCCCAUGCUCAGACGAACGGAGCCAAGUUGAAGAAGGGCCGCAAACCUAAGCAAAACCAUGUCUCACCCACAAGUACGAGUCAUGCCACUAACAGUCGAGCUGCUAGUGAAGGCCAGCAGGAGCAAUAUGAAGAUGACAGCCGAUCGGUAUCUGGGUCAGUUCGAAGCAAGCCUCAUAGUCGCGACUUGACGCCUCUUCAUAGCAUUUCCGAAACCAAUGGUAUGCCGCUGGAGCUUACGGAUCGUGAAAAGAGAAAGAUAGCAAUGGUCGAAGACUCAUUUAGGAAAUUGGACCAAGGGCAGCCACCGCGCAAAAAGAAGAGGGCUUCGGACGGCGCCACCGCGACAUCGCAGCCUGCACCGAAACCAAGGCAAAGAUCUGUCGCAUCUCGAACGUCCAACUCGCAAGCAGCGUCCAAUUCUAAUGGCUUAAAAGGACGGCAAUACGUAGAUGCAAGCACAUCACGACGGCAGUCUGGAUCACCUUCUAGUGGAGUGUCGCCAACGGCUGCAAUCGCUUCUCCGGAAAACCCAAGUUCACGGCGGGAUUCGAUACCCUAUAGGUCUCGCCCGACGGGGACGGCUCCAACCCCAAAGACGUCUUAUGCCGACUCCUCCACUCAGACUGAUACUAUCAACAAUGAGUGGUACAGCAAGCCCUGCAAGUCUCCGGUUCCAAAAAGGACCAUUGUGCCUUUGUCGAAGCGUCUUCUUAAGAACAGACAUAAAAUUCGACAAGAACGCGAAUCACAACCAAGACUCGGCGUCGAUGAUCAGAGUGUGCGCGCCUCACCAGAUGCGUCGAUGGAUCUAGAUGCCCCUAGUCAUGAAGAGCGGCUCAACCAGGAAUCGCCUACAGAUGCCAGAGGUCGCAACGCAAGCAUCGCAUCCUCUACUCAGUCCGUGGAUGCCCCGUCUGCCGAUGUUAACAUGGUCGAUGCUCCUGCAAUUAUAAAGCCUCCACCGCCACCGCCAUGGCCCAACAGCUCAAACACUAAUGGCGCGGGAUCAAAUACUGCAUCUGGCCAAACAUCACCAGGUCUACGGGUUCAACUUCCAUCUACUCCUUCUUUUUCCACGCCGAAUUUGUCUGGGCCCGUUUCGGGCUCAGCGACCCCUUCUUCCGCCGCCGGAUCGAUUGCGCAGUCUCCUUUUGGAACCGUACACUUUCCCACUACCUUGGCCGCACCUGCUGUCAAUGGUGUAGGCCAGAAUCCGAACCCCAUCAAGACAACCAAGAAGCUCAGCCUGAGUGACUAUAGGGCCAGGAAGAAAAAUCUGGACACGUCUGAUAUGAACAAGUCGUCCGCAGCCACUAGCCCAACAGCAGCAGCAGCUGUCUUAAAACCUUUAUUAUCUAGCGUGGAAGAAGCUAAGGUGUCCGGAGUUUUAGAAGGAUCUGCGAUCGUCGAUACACCAAUGGUUGAAAAAACGACGGAU
This is a messenger RNA of Amorphotheca resinae ATCC 22711, 2883 nucleotides long. RefSeq lists its product as hypothetical. The annotation marks the transcript as partial. NCBI's taxonomy places the organism in Eukaryota, Fungi, Ascomycota, Leotiomycetes, Helotiales, Amorphothecaceae. The transcript has a single exon. The record is from RefSeq and is a predicted model, not a curated record. Gene Ontology annotation, molecular function: protein binding.